AGGUCCUUUUGAAUCACGUUCUUAAAGGAACAUACUAUAGAACAGCAUUGAAUGAUGGGCUAACAUUGACAUCAGUAGGUGGCGCUCCGCUGACCUUCAGUGAUCGUAGAGGUCUCUUGUUGGUCAAUGGAAUACCGGUGGUUGAGCCCAAUUUCAUGGUUUUAAAUGGUGUCAUCCAUGUCAUUAAUCGUGUUUUAUUACCAAAGCAAGUUCUCAAGGAUUGCCAAUGUCUUCCAGAAGUAACUCAACAGUUAGACAAUCCUCCACCAGGGGUAACAGGAGGAUUCCAAACCUCCUUCCCUGUCAGACAACCUAGUUUACCUCUCCGAGGUUCCUCUCCACCAGGACUAGUGACUGGAGGUGGUGCUCCUCCUCCAACAGGAAACACGAUCUUUCAAAUUAUUGAAAUGCCUGGUCUCAAUGUCCAAGGACAGCCAGUUGGUCUUACCAUAUUUUAUGAUUUACUUCUACAGUCUGGUGUAGAUCUCCUCAAACAACCAG
Limulus polyphemus (Atlantic horseshoe crab) is the source of this 501-nucleotide messenger RNA. RefSeq lists its product as uncharacterized. NCBI's taxonomy places the organism in Eukaryota, Metazoa, Arthropoda, Merostomata, Xiphosura, Limulidae. The transcript has 2 exons. The record is from RefSeq and is a predicted model, not a curated record. The annotation marks the transcript as partial.